GGUUGGAUUUAAACUGGCAGCUAAUAAGCAAGAAGUGAUGGACACUUCUAAACCGGACAUGGGCAAGAUAACUAAAACGAAAAGCAUUCCAUUUCGUCACAUUUUGACAUCUCCCGCAGUUUGGGCCUUCAUUCUGUUACAAGUAGCGGCUUACGUUUGGGACCCAAACCUUCUUCCACUCUACUUUAACCAAAGUUUUGGAACUAAGAUAGAACUGACAGGAGUUCUCGCUGGAGUGCCCAUACUGAUAUUUGGAGCGAUAGAGCCGCUUUUCGCUCUUCUUGGAAACUUACUCUGCAAGUACGUCUCCACGACUGUUGCGAGAAAGGUAAUGGCUGUCACCGCCUGUCUGUGCGUUUCUGGGUGCCUAUUCACGGCAGCCUUCACCUCCAACCCUGUCGUGGCAGCCUGUUUCGUCGCGGUGGGCUUCGGUUGUUCUGCAGCUAGGGCAGCAGUUGCUGAUUGCAACCUCUUCGACAUCGUUCCCCGGUACGUCAGCGUGAUAGAAGGGAUCUGCCGUGUCACGUGCCGUAUUGUGGGACUGACAUUUCCAUUGUUAGCGACUGCGCUCACUCCGCAUAAGACGCUUCAGGAGUGGUCCCGUGUUGUCCUGAUUAAGGCCUGUGUGUUCGCCGCUACCGGGCUGAUCUUUCUGGUCUUCGGGAGCGGGGAGGAGCAGUCCUGGGCCGCGGUGCCCUUACAAGGUCACGAUGGCGACGACAUUCAGCAAGAUGGAAGCAAUAAAAAGCUCAAUGAUGAAAAAAUACCGUUAGUCGUGAAAUAACAACGAGGGCAAUGAAAAAAACACAAAGUAACGAACAAUUUUCGAAAUCACUCUGCAGACAGUGGGCAGCCUAUAUUCAGAUCCUUGAAUUACUGAAAUGAAUUAAAUCCUUGUUUUAAUGAAUUAUUACAAUAAAUCAAUAGAUUACCAGGGAAAAACAUAAUACUUGACUCAAGUAACUUGAGUAAAUAUAGUAGGCAUGUUAGUGUAGUAGACAUGUACACUUGACGAUUAGUAAUACGAGUAUGUUGUUGUUUUGAAUACUGUAUGCAACCCCCAAAGUUUCAAUGGCUCAUUGUCUCUUCAUUUUUUAAACUGUUGAACUAGCAUAAAAAAGUUAACCCUAUUCAGACAGAGGGGGGUCUUUGACGUUAUAUUGUUCGCAGACACACAAUGCAAAACCCGCUGCAGAAACGCAGGAAAACGCCAGGUAAACCAUUUUCGAACUACCUUUCCACAACUGUUACACACUUACAAAGUAUCACCAAGAUCCAUUCACAACUUCUCGAAUCAUAUGCUGUUGACAUGUGUACAUACAGACUCAACAAGCCCUGACUCAACCGUUUGCAUUAGCCUUCUUGGCGAAGGCAAUGAUAAUAGAAAUGUAACAGAUUUUAAGACAUUAACUGAGGCUCAGAAUAGCCAGAUGCAUUGUACAAUCUGCGCAACGAUAAGACAUUAUCAGAUCAUUAACAGAACAAAACUGAAUCUUUUAUAUCAAUAAACAUAUUCAGACAAUAAAUCUAUGCUUUUGGCAUUGUUGCAAUGUUGGGUAGCAAAUGCGAACAUAGGACCGAACUGCUACCCGUAUGGUACCCAUGCUAUAUGAAGUCAAACCCAACCUGUUUAGAAAUAGCCAACACUAGUAUUAGAGUAGAAUGUUUUUCAUGAUUGUCCAUUGUCACUAUAUUUAUACCAUGUACUUGCAAUUAGCCCUCGGGCACGAACUUGCAAAUAAACUUCUGCAUUGUAUCUCAAUUGUGUCACUUCUUCAAAUUUUGACACACGUUUUCAAAUUUUGGGUAUUUCCUCGUCACGUUGACCAUUUUCCCCGAAAUCAGGCGAAAAUCAAUGCCACCCAUAAAAUCUUCAGUGGCUUAAAUGUAAAAACUGUGACAGACUUAAGAUAAAACGCAUGUUCAGCAUUAUUGAUCUUUUUUUCAACUCUACGUUACGUCUAUAUCAUGGUCAGAAUUCUCGGCUUUCAAGAAUACAUCUCCAAUAUUUAAGAAACUCUGACACAAAGAGAAGAUUGCAACCAUUAUGAAAA
Messenger RNA from Branchiostoma floridae (Florida lancelet), 2054 nucleotides. RefSeq names its product vesicular glutamate transporter 3-like. The record is from RefSeq and is a predicted model, not a curated record. The transcript is spliced from 6 exons. Gene Ontology annotation, cellular component: excitatory synapse; synaptic vesicle membrane. Gene Ontology annotation, biological process: monoatomic anion transport; regulation of synapse structure or activity; neurotransmitter loading into synaptic vesicle. Bases 38 to 784 code for a protein of 248 amino acids. NCBI's taxonomy places the organism in Eukaryota, Metazoa, Chordata, Leptocardii, Amphioxiformes, Branchiostomatidae. Gene Ontology annotation, molecular function: L-glutamate transmembrane transporter activity; neurotransmitter transmembrane transporter activity.